AUGGCAAGUCGUAGUCCAGAUAAAUCUUUAUUCGAUGAAAUUGAUACAAAUCAAGAUGAAAAAAUUGAUAGAGAUGAAUUUCGUAAAUGGGCUUCGAGGCCUGUAGAAGUGAGUUCUUCACAAUACGAGCGACUGAAUACUGACCUCAAUCAGAGUCAUACGGUUACUAGUCGAUUAGAUCGAUAUGAGCAUAAAGAUAUUAAUCUGAGUGCUUUUGAAUCUACAGCUAAUCAAUAUUCUUUAUAUGGAACUACAACAAUAGCUAAAGAUUAUAGCAGCGAUACGGCAAUUGUUACUAGAAGCGUAUCAGAAACGGAACUAUAUCUGGAAAAUCAUGGUAUUGAUCUUUGUAAGAAUCCAGAAAUUAUUAGGCGAACAAUACCUGAAAGACCAUCAACAUAUGAACAACGGGUUUUGGUUCGAUAUCUUCAGCCACCAGCUCUUCCACCAGCAGGACCGCUCAUUAUUAAAGAAGUGCGUGCAGAGCAGCCACCGCCUCCUCCACCACUGAUCAUACGUGAACAAGCACCACCUCUUUCCUCACCACCACCGCUCAUUUUACGUGAACGACCACCAACACCACCGCCAAUUCUUCCAAGUGAAACAAUUACUCGUAUGUUACCUCCAUUACCUACUCCGCAACGAUCAGUUGUCAUCGAACGUUAUCCACCUCUUCCAGAAAAACCACGAGAUAUUAUAAUUGAACGAUGGAUUCCGUAUGGACGUCAAAUUGAACGUCGUACGAUUGUUCAACCGGCUCCUCCUGCUAGAGAAUAUCCAAGAGCAUCUUGUACUGUUGUUAUUUACGAAGGUCCUCAAGCACGUAUAGUCCGAAAAUUUGAACAACUUGAUGUUACUAUUGAAAAUCCUGAAGAUUACGUAGCCCGCUAUAGGGGAUCACUUUUAGAUUCAACAACAUUGGUUCAAGAAGCUCGUAAUAUUGGCAUUAUUGAAGAUAUAACACCUUCAGUAUUAUCAUUGUCAGUGAAUGCAAAAAUGCACGGAGCUAAUGAUCGUCUUCAAGCAAUAGCUGCUCAAUAUGAAAUAAAUAAUACACUUGCUCAACGUCUUAAUAUACUUCAACAAUUUGAAAUAGUUGUACUUUGUGAUGAUUCGGGUUCAAUGAAUACACCUGUAGAUGGAACAACACGUACUCGAUGGGAUGAAUUACGAUCUAUUGUACAAAUAGUUAUUGAAAUUGCUACUGUAUUCAAUUCAAAUGGAGUUGAUCUACAUUUUCUUAAUCGUUCAUCAAUACCUAAUGUAACUGAUUCACGACAAGUUGUUGAAUCAUUUAGUCAACGUCCAGAUGGAGUAACACCACUUACACAAGCUUUAAGACGAAUAUUUCAAGCAGCAGCAAGUAAACCUCGUAGUGAUAAACGUUUACUUGUAUUUGUAGCUACAGAUGGAGAACCAACAGAUUCAAAUGGUAAUGUUGAGAUACAAGGUUUAGAAAAUUUAAUGCGUAAUGAACGUCAAGCCAAUACAACAUAUGUAACAUUUCUUUCCUGUACAGAUGAUGAAUCAAGUGUAGCUUAUUUAUCACAAUGGGAUCGUACAAUGAUGAAUGUUGAUGUUGUUGAUGAUUAUAAAACUGAACGUGAACAAGUACGUCGUACUCGAGGAUAUAAUUAUCCAUUUUCAUUUGGAGAUUAUGUUGCAAAAGCAUUACUUGGCGCAGUUGAUCGACAAAUGGAUCUAUUAGAUGAAUCGGGAGGUAAAUAAUAAUUUUCGAAGGUAUUAAUCAAUUAUAAACUUUAUUUCAUCUUUUUGUCUCUGUUGUUAAAUUAAUUAAUUAACUAAGAACAAAAAGGAAGAUUUUUUUUUCUUUCUUAAAAAUAAAUAAAUCAAAUAUAUAUUAUAAAAUUCUUAUGAUUAUAUGAAUUAGAUGUUUCUUUUUUUUUCUAAACUGAUUGUUAGAGAUGUUUUUGAUUUAUAUCUUUGAUUUGUAAAUAUCGAUUUUUGAGUGUCUAUGCAAUUGCCUAGUGGGAUAAUGCAAAAUAUUUUUAUUUUUCUAAUCAAGAAUAAUUUUAGUAAUGACUCUUUUGUUGAAUAUUCGGACAGAUGGAAAAUAUCUACAAAAAAGAAAAAAAAACAAAUUUACGUCAACUCGUCAAUUAAAAACUUAUUGAAAACAGUUUGGUUGAUUUAUAAUUUUCUAACAAUAAUGUAAUUGAUAUUAUACGAAAAGUCAAGCAUUUUUAUUUAUACACAUGUUUAUAUAGAAAAUUCAAAUAGAAAUUUUGUACCUCGAUCUUCGGCUCGGUUAUGGAUUAUGCUAUACUAAAGAUGACUGAAAUAGAAAUAGGCACUGAUAUUAUGAGUAAUAAAAGUAUUCAAUGAAUCAUGUUUGGAUAUCUAAGAUUAAAAAAUAAAAACCUUAUCGGUUGGUAAAUAUUCAUCUAGCUGAAUAAUACUUUACAUAGUGAGUAAGUCAGAAAAUAUCAAGAAAAUCUAGUUAAAUUUAAAUCAAGAAUAUAUAGAGAAGUCUAGGGAAGCCACUCAUUGUAUGUCCAAUCAAUGAUAAAAUUGAUAUCAAUUACUGAGCGAUUCUGUUUUUUGUAUCCAAUUGAAAGCAGUUGUGUUUUGAAAAACAUAUUCGAUGUGCUCAUUUUUCAUGUCAAACGAAAAUUAGUAUUUUGACAUCAAUAAUCAUUUUAAAUUCUAUACUAAUAAUGAACUAAAAUUGAAAAUUUUCACAAUUAUUCAAUAAAAUGAUAGAUUCUCUUAAUAUGGUAUGAGAUUAUUUUUCGAUAAUGCGAUCUUAUCAAACACAGUUCAACAGGUGAGUACAACUCAAAACUCUUACAUGUACAAUUACAUGUAAACAAUCGAUCCAAUAAAUAUUGGAUUAGCUUUUUUUCUAUUAGACGUGUAUUAUAUGAAAUCUCAUUACUUUUCCAUUCUAUUUCAUGCGAAAUUUUGAAAAUAUCCGAUGAGACAAAUGUCUUUCACAACAAUCAUUUUUUUCUUAUCAAGUGCAACCAAUUUGUUUUGAAAUGUGAACUUAAUUCUUGUAAAUUUAUGAAAUCAAAAAAAAUGAAACGAUAUAGCAUUUUUUAGUUUUAAUGAAAGUGAUAGUUGUGGGUGUGGAUGUGGGGGUGGGUGUGGGUGUGAGGAUGUGCAUGUGGAUGGUAUGUGGCGUGGGGGUGUGAACAUUCUAAAAGACAAAGCCACACCCACACCCACACCCACACCCACACCCACACCCACACCCCCACCCACAGCCCCCCCCACACCCCACACCCACACCACCACCCCCACCCACACCCA
This is a messenger RNA of Rotaria sp. Silwood2, 3276 nucleotides long. The record is from the annotation of a GenBank genome assembly. NCBI's taxonomy places the organism in Eukaryota, Metazoa, Rotifera, Eurotatoria, Philodinida, Philodinidae.